AUGACAAGUAAAUCGAAUGAUGAUUUUGGAAGACUGGAAGAGAGAAUGAAUGAAUGUAGUUUUGUGAGAUAUAAUAUUUAUCGAAGAUACGCUGUUGUAGAGCGUGUCGUACAAGCACGUCAACCACAACAGGACCUUCAAGUUGAACAAGGCAGUUCAAGUCAUCGAGGCAGUGAGCAUGCUGAAUCAGAUAAUCAACAAAAUCAUGUUUCUCAGGAGUCUACUUCUUCAGAGUCUCAAUUGCGUACUGAUUUACCCUUUGAGCAAGAACCAAGACUUACAAGGAUAACAACUAAUUUGCGGUCGGUAGCCAACACAUCCUAUCAAUUCUUUUCAGCAUUAAUUUCUUCAAUUAUUCCGGAACAACAACCACCCCUACAUCUAGACUAA
Heterobilharzia americana is the source of this 390-nucleotide messenger RNA. NCBI's taxonomy places the organism in Eukaryota, Metazoa, Platyhelminthes, Trematoda, Strigeidida, Schistosomatidae. The record is from the annotation of a GenBank genome assembly.